AUGUUAAAUUCGCGUAUAUGUUAAAUAGAAGGACUUUUAAUUGAUUCGGAAAUUAAAUCUAUUUUUGUUGAGCAGAUAAAGGAAUUAUUCAAAACUAAUAUUCCAGAAGUUGAUUUAAUAUUUGAUUUUUUGUAUUUUCGAUAAAGGAUUGCUAAAGAUAAACCUUUGCCAGGAUAGGAAUUGCAAAAUAUCUAAUUUUGUACAAAAUUGGGAGAAGGAUUAGGAAAAAGAGAAAAAAUUCUCUAUUUGCUGAUAAUCGUAUUGGGGAGAUAUUUAUAUGCAAGAGUGCUUUUACAUUUGGAAUAGAAAUACCCUAAUGUUUAUAAAAAAAUAAAGAAAUUAGAAUUCUUAUUUUAACUUUUACGUUUUGGACAUUCUUUAAAAUUUAUAGCUUAGGGAUAGAUGGUCAAUAGUUUAGAAUUAUUCUUGAUAGGAUUUUAAAUAAAAUAAAUAAAAGAAAAUCAGACGAGAGAAUUAGAUUUCGAAUUAUUAAACAGAACACUAAUUUGGGGAGUAAUAAAUAAACUAUUUUAAUCUCUUUUAUUUUCGAGCAGUUAUUUGAUGAAUUACUGUAAAUAAUUAUUCUUUAUGACAUCCUUUUUGGGUACAUUGCAGAAUGGAAAUGAGAAUGCAGCAUGUUUUGUUUGUAAUUCUGCCAUAAAAACAAUGAUUACAAAAUUAGAACCAUGUAACCACACAUUUUGUUAUUAUUGCAGUAAAUCUAAAGGGGACAAAUGUCCUUAAUGUAAUUAAUAAAUUGAAUAAUUUAUUUAUUGA
Molecule: messenger RNA, 777 nt
Organism: Paramecium octaurelia
Lineage: Eukaryota; Ciliophora; Oligohymenophorea; Peniculida; Parameciidae
Source: the annotation of a GenBank genome assembly